UCCUUUCCCCCUCUAUAAAUAGGGGGAGCCAUUUUGAAUAAACUCAGACCUACAGUCCUCCUCGAACUGUGUAGGUUGACGCAUCAUCCAUUUCAAAGUGUGUCGCAGGAGGGGAGGAGGAGCAGAGACUCUGGCUGCAGGAUCACUGGCAAGGCAUGCUGGGGAGCUCACAGCAAGCUGGAUGGUGCAAGAAACCCCCAUCACACACAAAAGCAAGAGCUACUUUUUUGCAAGUUGUCUGCAAGGUCACUUACACCAUUGUCCUUCUCACCAUCACUGAGGUCAGAGGCGCUACAGGGAACAACGAAGUGUCAGUGACCGUAGGUGACAGCUCAGUGCUCGCCUGCCCUCUCAAAUCAAAUAUAAAUAUGCUAACAUGGAAAAUAUAUCCCAAGGCUGGAGGCCCCUGCAACUUGGGCUACAGGGCUGAUACGAACACGACAGACAGAACAAACUGCAGUGACAGCAUGAACUGGAAAUUCAGACCAGAUCUGGGUCCUGUGCUUGGGAUACAGCAAGUGGGGAUAGCCCAGGAGGGAAACUACAUCUGUGAAGUUGUAACACCAGAAGGGAAUUUCCACAGGAUAUACCACCUGACCGUGUUGGUGCCCCCAAGGCUGAGCCUCUUCUGUGAUGAGCACGGGAAGCCCGUGUGCGAGGCAGCGGCAGGGAAGCCGCCUGCUCAGGUCUCGUGGCUCCUAGGGAACAACUCCUCCCUUGAGGAAGAAAGCCAUGACAAUGGGACAGUGACUGUUCUCAGAAGGUUGACAGCAUGUAACACCAACGUGACUGACACAACCUGCAUGGUGUUCCACCCAGCUGGGAGCUGGAGUGAGUCCAUAGCCUGUUGUCCCUCAGAGAUUGGAAGCUUUCUUCACUGUGUCAUCAGCCUUAUGAGCCUCCUGGGCCUCUUCUUCCUGCAGGCUGUUUUUCGUCUCUACACCUUCUGUGGUAGCAGGUACAUAUGGAACAUGGCAAUCUCUGGUCAUGCUCAUGUGAGAUCACAGACAUAAAGCCUUAUGGUAUUUUGUUUCUCUACCAAAUAAAGAGGGGGAAUUCUGUUUUUACACUCCUAGAAACCAAAAGUGCAUUUCCACAACAGCUUCUUCCUCCUGCUUAAGAGUAUUGUCUUGUUUCCUAGGGCAAUGAGAAACUAGUACCAAGCACAGCAGCUUCCAUCUGCAGAAGUGUCUCAGCACUUAGCAGAGAUGAAAGGAAGUCCCAGUAUGUCUUAGCAAUGUGGCAUGCAGCAAGAACUCACUGGUACCAAAUUGUUCAGGAGAAGGAAGCAAACAUCUACAAUGCAGCCAUAUGUGACUGUGCAGAAGCACGGCUGUAAUCGCUCAUGCAAGUUUCGCUCUUUUUUUAGAAGACCAAGUCUAACACAUAUGCAGUUGGAAAUUAAUUCAUAAUGUAUAAACUGAGGUCAUUCAAUUUCAAAUACUUUGUAUCCUAGUAUUUAAGUAGCAUUUCUUACAGAAUAAAAUA
Molecule: messenger RNA, 1488 nt
Organism: Chiroxiphia lanceolata (lance-tailed manakin)
Lineage: Eukaryota; Metazoa; Chordata; Aves; Passeriformes; Pipridae
Product: cell surface glycoprotein CD200 receptor 1-B-like
Exons: 4
Coding region: 156-1013 (285 amino acids)
Biological process (GO): regulation of neuroinflammatory response
Cellular component (GO): external side of plasma membrane
Molecular function (GO): signaling receptor activity
Source: RefSeq, a predicted model, not a curated record